This is a messenger RNA of Hibiscus syriacus, 816 nucleotides long. Its product is annotated as nuclear transcription factor Y subunit B-9-like. The record is from RefSeq and is a predicted model, not a curated record. Gene Ontology annotation, cellular component: CCAAT-binding factor complex. Gene Ontology annotation, biological process: regulation of transcription by RNA polymerase II. Bases 1 to 816 code for a protein of 271 amino acids. Gene Ontology annotation, molecular function: DNA-binding transcription activator activity, RNA polymerase II-specific; RNA polymerase II cis-regulatory region sequence-specific DNA binding; protein heterodimerization activity. Lineage: Eukaryota; Viridiplantae; Streptophyta; Magnoliopsida; Malvales; Malvaceae. The transcript has 3 exons.
AUGGGGGAUAAGCUUCAUCGUCGAGAGGGAAACAACCCGGAUCACCAGCUAAGGCCCCUAAAUAACCGCUUAGUGAUAAAGGAGGUAGGGGUGCAGAGACAGCCAGGAGGGGAGCGUUCCGCCUUAGGGGGAAGCACCCGCGUGAGCGGGAGUAGACGAAGCGGAAGGGAGAAUGUCGGCUUGAGUAACGCAAACAUUGGUGAGAAUCCAAUGCCCCGAAAACCCAAGGGUUCCUUCGCAAGCAGCACCACCGUACACAAAACCACCAACAAAUCCAACCCCACGCCACCGGAGGCGCGUGAACAGGAUCACUUCAUGCCGAUCGCCAACGUCAUCGGCAUCAUGCGCCGCGUGCUCCCUCCCCUCGCUAAGAUAUCCGACGGCGGCAAUGAAACCGUCCAGGAAUGCGUCUCGGAGUUAAUCAGUUUCAUCACCGGCGAAGCCAACGGGCGCUGCCAACGCGAGCAGCUGAAGACCGUCGCCGCCGAAGACGUCCUCUGGGCCAUCGGAAAGUUGGGUUUCGACGACUACGUCGAGCAGCUCACCGUGUUCUUGAACCGCUACAGUGAGGCCGAGAACGACAAAACUUCACUGCGUAACGAACCCGUCUUGAAGCGCGGGAUGAUCGACGGCCAUGCACCGCCACCACCCCUUAACGCACCGCCUUUCCCGGUGUUUUUGGAUGCCAAUUAUGCCUUUGCAGGUAGAUACAAUCGAAUUCGAGAUGCUUCUGUUGCUGCCGCCGCCACCACCACUGUCGGAUCAUGUCCGCAGGCUCCGGAAAACAAGUUCGAUCCGUUCGGUCAGUUCAAAUGA